GCAGACAACUCAAAACUACAACCUUCUUUUUCAUUUCUUCUAAAUUUUGUUUUUUUUUGGUUCUUUCUUCAGGAAAGAGAAAUUAAGAGCCAGAAAAGCAAUUUUACUGUUUGGAUCUGUGAUCUAGUCUAUUUUCGGAGGAAAUGGCAUCUGGAUCAUCGGGUCGGGGAAACUCGGGUGGUUCCAAAGUGUUCGAUUUCGGGUCCGAUGAUAUUCUUUGCUCUUAUGAGGACUACGGGAACCAGGAAUCGUCUAAUGGCAACCACGCCGAACCCAACAGCUCCGACAAGGAGUUUCAUAGAGUGGCCCGAUCAGUAUUUCCACCUAGUGGAUACAGCCAGCCCGAGGAUUCUUACGCCUCAGAUUUGAAUGCUACCGUUGAAAAAACCAUGAAAAGAUACACAGACAACCUCAUGCGCUUUCUUGAAGGAAUUAGUUCUCGAUUGUCACAGUUGGAGCUAUAUUGCUACAAGCUUGAUAGAUCAAUAGGAGAAAUGCGAGCUGAUUUAGUUCGUGGGAAUGGAGAUGCAGAUUCAAAGCUUAAAUCUAUUGAGAAACAUCUACAAGAGGUCCACAGGUCUGUGCAGAUCUUAAGAGAUAAGCAGGAGCUUGCUGAGACUCAGAAGGAGUUGGCUAAAUUACAACUUGCACAGAAGGAGUCUUCUUCUAGCCAUUCACAAUCAACCGAGGAGAGAGUAUCAAACCCUGCCCCCAAUUCCAAAAAGUCUGAACUCACAUCUGAGAUCCAAACCCAGCAAUUAGCUCUUGCGCUGCCUCAUCAAAUAGCAUCACAGCAACAACCCGUGGCGCCACCCUCUCAAGCUCUGUCUCAGAAUUUGACCCAGCAAUCCUACUACAUGCCUUCAAAUCAAGUAUCCACCCCCCAAGCUCCAGCUGCAGCUCCUUCUCCCGCCCCCACCCAAGCACAACCCCCAGCACAAGCACAACACCCUCAGAAUCAAUAUUUAACUUCUGAUCCUCAAUACCGACCUCCUCAGAUACAAGACAUGUCUAGGAUGCCACCACAGCCUACUCAGUCCCAAGUUAAUCAGGUCCAAUCAUUCCCUCAGUAUCAGCAGCAAUGGCCUCAACAAUUAUCGCAGCAAGUGCCACCACAGCAGCAGUCCUCUAUGCAACCACAGAUGAGGCCCCCAUCAACACCAGCUUACCCUUCCUACCCUCCUACACAAUCAACAAACCCAUCUCAGCCAGAAGCGUUGCCAAACAGCAUGCCCAUGCAAGUUUCAUAUUCUGGACUUCCUCAACCUGUGUCUAGCAGUGCUGAUACUAUUCCUUAUGGGUAUGGAGUGCCUAGCAGAACAACUCCCCAGCAACCACCUCAGCAAAUCAAGGGUACUUUUGGUGUGCAACCAAGUGAUAGGUACACAGGACACGGCUCCAAUCCUCCCUUUCCUCAGGGGAAUGCAUACAUGACGUAUGAUAGUGAAGCGGGCAGAACACAUCAUCCGUUCCAACAGCCUAACUUCUCACAGGGUGGGUAUCCCCCAUCAAAUGCCUCCCUUCAGACUCAGUCUGGCAGUGGCCCUAACAUUAUGGUUGGGAACCCCAACCAUUCACAGUUUGUUCACAACCAUCCUUACAGCGAGCUGAUUGAAAAGUUGGUGAGCAUGGGUUUCAGAAGUGAUCAUGUUGUCAGUGUGAUUCAUAGGAUGGAGGAGAGUGGUCAGCCACCAGAUUUCAAUGCUGUGCUUGAUAGAUUAAAUGUACAAUCCUCCGGCGGUUCUCAGAGAGGAGGGUGGUAAAGGCCAUUGUAUACAUGAGUUGGCCUUGGGUAUUAUUCGAAUAAAUGAUCUUAUUUCUCGUUUAUAUCGCGUGGGAGGUAUAUGAAUAUUUGUAUGUUGCCUCCUAAAGAAACCUUCUGCUGCGAAGUGUUGCUUUAUUUGAGUUUAUUAUCUUAUGCAAUAACCAUGUUU
Hibiscus syriacus is the source of this 1934-nucleotide messenger RNA. Its product is annotated as transcriptional regulator DEF1-like. The transcript has 3 exons. NCBI's taxonomy places the organism in Eukaryota, Viridiplantae, Streptophyta, Magnoliopsida, Malvales, Malvaceae. Bases 144 to 1763 code for a protein of 539 amino acids. The record is from RefSeq and is a predicted model, not a curated record.